GUUCGGCCUAGAAGUCUUUAUUACUCGACCAGCAAGACAAUGUCUCAAGUACAACAGCCAAAAGCCGCAUCAGCUCAAAGUAAAGAAGCUAUAUUGAAAUUCUAUCUGAAACGGCUAAAAGACGAUAUAAAGUCUAUAAUUGAUAAUUAUGUAGAAAUAAUAAAAUUGGCAAAAGUGGAAGAAGAUUCCCAGAUCUCAAGACUAACUCAAGCUGAACAAGAUCAGUAUGAAAUGCAAGUCAGAGCAUCAAAUAUAGUUAGAGCGUGUGAAUCUCUCCUAAAGUUGGUAUCUGAUAUAAAACAGUACAUUCUUCUAAAUGAUUUCGUUAGUGUCAAUGAAGUAAUUCACCAUACUCGUAUGAGUUACACUCAGAAGCAGCAAAUUCAUGACCACGCUCUAAUUGCAAUUAGGAAUGAAAUCGCGGAUGAACUUUAUGAUUUAGAAGAAGAAUAUUACUCAUCACAUUACAGAUGA
Messenger RNA from Dimorphilus gyrociliatus, 474 nucleotides. The record is from the annotation of a GenBank genome assembly. Lineage: Eukaryota; Metazoa; Annelida; Polychaeta; Dinophilidae.